Molecule: messenger RNA, 519 nt
Organism: Ostertagia ostertagi
Lineage: Eukaryota; Metazoa; Nematoda; Chromadorea; Rhabditida; Trichostrongylidae
Source: the annotation of a GenBank genome assembly
AUGCAGAGUGUGAUUUUAGGGAACAUGGUUCACGCCAACACAACAAAUGACCUCGAAUUGGUCCUGGAUCGUAUCCCGAUCGAAUAUCCAGCUCUCGUGAUGGAAACGUUCCUCUCAAUUGGUAAGAACGAAAUCCGAGAUGACUGCGCCUCUCUCGCUGAUGGUUAUUGUUGGAUGGUUUCGAAACACAGUGUAUUUGUGUGGAGUACAACGGCCGCCGACGCAGCGGUUGUUACGAUCUCACCAAGCUGUAUGAACUGCUUCAAUGUUGAUAAGAAAGGAUUGGCAUGGACCGUUAAUACUCGUACUUUCUUGGAGGGAUACGUCACGGCAAUGACUCGGUUCGACGGCGGCGCACCAGCAGAUGUUGAAUGGUUCUCAGUAAUACCUGUUGGAAGCAGUCACACGAAUGACUUCAAGGUCAGCGCAUGCGAAGCCAUGAAACAUCUUCUCAGUAAGAAUGAUGCUGAUCUCACGGUCUUGGUUUACGCUUUUUUGAAAACGAUGAUCGACCAGCAA